Molecule: messenger RNA, 882 nt
Organism: Drosophila sechellia
Lineage: Eukaryota; Metazoa; Arthropoda; Insecta; Diptera; Drosophilidae
Exons: 2
Coding region: 69-857 (262 amino acids)
Molecular function (GO): sequence-specific DNA binding
Source: RefSeq, a predicted model, not a curated record
CCAACACUUGUUGCUUUCUCCAUUUCACCUACCAACAUUUCACUAAACCAUAUUAGCAGUCCAAAAAUAUGAAAAACCGAAAACUUCGCUGCAUCGUGCCCAAUUGCUAUAAUAGUGGUCAACAGGAUAGUAGCUCCAUGUACAAGUUCCCUAUAAAUCCGGUUGUCCGACAGAAGUGGAUGGACAAUAUUGCGGACAUAAAAGAUAUUAACUUGUUCAAUAGUCGGGUGUGUAGGCGGCACUUUGAGACACAAUGUUUUGGCAAGACCAAAGUGUUUUCCUGGGCAGUUCCCACGCUCUUCUUGAAUACUAAAGAGGUAGUGCACCAGGUCAGUAAGCCAAGCAGGAACACCUUCGUCCGCAGGUGCAGCGUCAGGAACUGCUCUUCGCGAUCUCCUCUAGAACGACUGCACUUCUUUCCCUCGAAUCCCGAAAUGCGCAAGGAAUGGAUGGAAAUAUGUCGGCUUACGUUGGACAACAAGUGGCUGUUCAUUUGCGGCAGACACUUUCGCCAGACUUAUCUGCCAAACAACAAGGGAAACCUUAGAAAAGACGCCAUUCCAGAGUUCCACUUAGGAACGGAGGAGGAGGAUCCCCUCGGAAAGACCGUCAAAAGUAUGAAAUCAUGUGCUAAUAGAAGUAAUAUCAGUUUUAAAAGCGAGGAUUCUGGCAUCGACGAGGAAAGCUUCAAGGAGAGUAAGCCUCAUAAUCCAUGCGCCAAUUGCCUUGAUCUUCAACAGCAAUUGGCAGCUGCUCAUUUUCGCAUUCAGCAGCUGGAGGAAAAAAGGCGAGAGGAGACAACAGACAGUGAUGAAGAAGAGGAGGAGGAGGAGCACAUAUUCAUGCUAAUGAAGUAGACUACUAUCUGCAUUCCUUAAAGUA